Molecule: messenger RNA, 2433 nt
Organism: Spirodela intermedia
Lineage: Eukaryota; Viridiplantae; Streptophyta; Magnoliopsida; Alismatales; Araceae
Source: the annotation of a GenBank genome assembly
AUGGCGCUGUACGCGACGCUCGUCGAGGCGAUCAACUCCUACACGGGGCUGACGCCUGCUGCGUUCUUCACGAUUUUGGCUCUCAUGGUGGGAGUCUACCGCCUUGUCUCCGGGAUGUUCGUGGCGCCCGAGACGGAGGCCGCGCGGGCAGUUCCGGCGGAGCCCUUCACCCCUGCCAAACCAGUGCAGAUGGGGGACGUGACGCUGGAGGAGCUGAAGGCCUACGACGGUUCUGAUCCGAAGAAGCCGCUGUUGAUGGCGAUCAAGGGCCAGAUCUACGACGUUUCUAUGUCCAGGUAUGCCUCAUCUUCCCGCGUUUUCUUCCCCAGUUUUCGUGUUCCUUUUCGUCGCCGGAUCGUAUGAUCCAGCGGAGCCGAUACAGGGUUUCUGAUUCUAAGUCGGAACUAACCCUGAGGCAGUGAGACGGGAGAACUCCUUCGUUUCAUUGAGAUUUUCAUGGUUCAUUGAUCGUAUAAAGGUGAAGUUCUUCGCGUAGGGACGGCCGUUACGGCGUUUGCAGUGAUCUCUGACGAAUUUAUUGCACGUAUUGUUCUAUAAAUAGGCAAAUAACAAAGUUCUGUGGCUCCUGCCCGGGCACAGCUUAAUUGCAGCAGCGGGAUGAACUCUUCUGCCGGAGGGGAGGAACGAUUUAUAAAUUUCUCAUUUCUGUGAGCACAAAGCGAGCACUUUAGGGCACAAAAUCUAAGCAAAUAUGCACAUCUAAGCAUCGUCAGUCUGGCGGAAACCAGCCAUCUAAUAGCUCAUCGGAUGUGAUCCAAACGACACAGCAGGUCACCCUGCUUAUGCAGCAGGUGAGGAAGACGAAGGAACUAACAGUGUCUGCAUAUAUCCCGUUCCAUUAGGAACAGAUGCCCAACUUUUGCAGCACACAUCAUUGGGGAAACAUAAUUUUCUGCCGAUUUAAUCAGUGCUGGAAAUUUAGGUGAAUCACUCGACAGCUUAGACUUAUCUCUCAUGGUGUUAACCCUGUUCAGGAGAAGGGAAAUCUGAAUCCGAGGCAUGCAGGAUAUUGAACAUAUAGUAAGUGCUAAAGACCCUCAUCAGAAAGCAAAGCUUGGAUGAUAAAUGUAUUUUUUUUAAUUUUUUUUAAUCUUGUUUCUUCUGAUCAAGCUCUGCCUGAGAAGCCGUGAAACCAGUUCAUAGGGUAAAGAAAGCUAUUAUGGAAGAAGAAUGGCCGUCUGGCAGCUGUCCAUGGUCAGCUGACCUCUUGUCUGGCCUUCACCCGGGGUGUUGUUCUAGCCCACAGAAGAAAGCUUUCUUGCGAGUGAUGGAAAUAUGAACAAGGACCAAUUUUUUUUUUUGAUCUGAGUAGAAAGGACAGUGGAAAAUUUUAAAUGGAUCCAAUGUCUACAAUAGUCAUUGUAUUUAUUUUCCAGAGAUGGUUCUUAUUUCUCUACUGUUAGGAAGACUCAGCGAGAGAGAGAGAGAGAGAGAGAGAGAGAGAGAGAGAGAGAGAGUAAAUCAGUUCACUGGCAUUGUGUUGGGCUGUGGUUACGGUUGUUGCUUGCCAAAGGGGAUUCCCGGAAGGGAAAAAAAAUAGCAAGGUCGCACAUUCAAUCCUCCAAUGAGAGAACAGGAUAAUUUUCGUUGCUAUCCAACAUUAACAUGACUUCCAGUGCAUGCAGAUUCCUCGUGCCUCCUGCUCUCCCCUCGUCCAUGCUGAGGUACAGGUGGGAGAAGUAGCAAUGAUUGGCUGGCCAUCAUAAGUUUGAGAACUACGAAAAACUGAUCGUUGACUUUGGCUUGUUGGUUCAGAUUGGAUUAAUUGUAGAUUACCAUCUAGGGCUCUGUGUUUUCUAUAAGAGGAUACAUCUCUAACAAGUCAACCUUCGUCGAGUCAACCAAAUGAUCCUUGUUCAGAAAAAUAUCUGAUGAGCCAAAGUUAUUGGGUCAUCCCACUCGACCAUGAUGAAGUAGAAGAACCUUUAUUACUCAUCAGAAUUGUGUUCUAUCUCAGAUAACUGACUUGCACCUAGAAGUCAGCGUGCGAUUAGUGAUUUGAGGGGUGGGAAACCAUGGCAGAUGUGUUCAUUAUCGUUCGUCACGACCGCUUUUCUUACCUGAUUUCUGCUGAUAAUUCGUAAAUUCUCAGAACAUUGAUGCGAGAGAUGUGGCCGUUGACCCCCUAUUUGCAGGAUGUUCUACGGACCUGGAGGCCCUUACGCGCUCUUCGCCGGGAGGGACGCCAGCCGGGCCUUGGCUCUCAUGUCCUUUGACCAGAACGACCUCACCGGGGACCUGGAAGGUCUCAGCGCCGCCGAACUCGACGUCCUGGAGGACUGGGAAUUGAAGUUCAUAGAGAAGUACGCGAAGGUGGGUCAACUCGUCCCCGUGAAACCCGCCGAGUCCGCCGAGUCCGCCGGGUCAGGGGAAGACGACGGCAGUGCCCCCCAAAAGUCAGCGGUCGCGUAG